Molecule: messenger RNA, 2706 nt
Organism: Fusarium sp. VM40
Lineage: Eukaryota; Fungi; Ascomycota; Sordariomycetes; Hypocreales; Nectriaceae
Source: the annotation of a GenBank genome assembly
AUGGUUAAUCGCCACGUCUCAUUGUCUCCUCGCAAUUCGCGUCAUUCGCACUCCGGCUUCGUCCCUCUCGGUGGCAGCAACAGCAACAACGAAAUGUCCGAAGGUAUUCAACUCACCACGGUUAGGAGCAAUGUCUCCACCCGAAGUGGUUACAGAAAGGCCGAGAUGCCUCAGCCGUCUAGUGUCGACAGCGGCUCUCCAACCGAAGAUGAAAAACUCAACGAACAUCAUGGACACCGCGGUCGUCGAAGGAGGAUUGUCGAGGGUCACCUCACUCGCAGCGGCACAGGAGACGAAACGACAUUGAACCCUAUGGGUAGACUCUACUACAAGAUUAUUGGCUUUUCCGUCGUCACCCGAUACCUCGUUUAUGUCGUUCCUGUUGGUCUUCUCCUGGCUAUUCCUCUGGUUGUUUUGGCCGCUAUUGGCCAGAAGAACGGUAUUCCUGUUGGCCGCUUCAAUGGCGAAGGCGACAGGGAAGGCGACGAUGGUCCUCCUCUUUUCAAGAUUUUCCUCUGGGUUCUCAUCAUGUGGCUGUCUCUAUGGGUUGCUAAGGUUGUUGCCUUGUUUUUGCCCACGCUCUUCAUGUUCUUUACUGGCGUCGUCAGCAAGGGUACUCGCAAGUAUGCAACCGUCCUCGCAAACCUGAUCAUUCCCUUCUCCUUCUUCUUCUGGGCCCUGGCUUCUUAUGUCACCUUCAAGAACCUCUGGAAGGACGAAGAUGUUGGCAAGACUUAUGUCCCAUGGGUCCGCACGAUGGGCCGUGUUCUAGGAGGUCUUUUCGUCUCGUCAGCCGUCUUCCUUGGUGAAAAGGCAAUUGUUCAGCUCAUCGGUAUUUCAUAUCAUCAGCGGUCUUUUGCCAACCGUAUCAGGGAGUCCAAGCGCGAGGUUCACUUGCUCGGACUUCUUUUCGAUGCCUCCCGAACUCUUUUCCCCCUUCAUUGCCAGGAAUUUGCCGAUGAGGAUGCCAUCAUCAACGAUAGCAUCGAGGUGAUGCUCCGUGGCAAGAAGGGACAUAAGCGAAAUGGUUCUGCAACCCCCAUGAAGCUCAUUGGAGAAGUCGGUAAGAUUGGAGACAAGGUCACAUCGGUAUUCGGAAACCUUGCCUCUGAGAUUGCUGGUAAACAAGUUUUCAACCCCAACUCUGCUCAUUCCAUCGUCAUCGAAGCUCUCGAGAAGAAUAAGGCCGCCGAAGCAAUGGGUCGACGUAUAUGGAUGUCUUACGUUGUUGAGGGCCACGAAACACUUGUUUUGGACGACUUCCAGGAAGUCCUUGGACCUGCAUACAAGGAGGAGGCUGAAGAGUCUUUCUUCAUGAUUGAUGGCGACGACAACGGUGAUAUCAGUCUCGAUGAAAUGGUCCGAAAGGUCGUCGAGAUUGGUACUGAAAGAAAGGCAAUCGCCGAGGGCAUGAAGGACAUUGGUCAGGCUCUUCAGGCUUUUGAUAAGAUUCUUCUUGUCGUUGUCCUGCUGAUCGUCAUUUUUGUUUUCCUUGCCUUUUUCCAGAGCAGUUUCAUCACCACUCUUACCACUGCGGGAACUACCCUUCUUUCGCUGUCCUUCAUCUUCGCGGUUACUGCCCAAGAAUUCCUCGGUUCCUGCAUCUUCCUGUUCGUCAAGCACCCUUACGAUGUUGGUGACCGCGUCGAUAUCACUGGUACCAAGAUGGUUGUCAACAAGAUCUCCCUCCUGUACUCUGUUUUCCACCGCCUCGACACCAUGCAAACUGUUCAAAUCCCCAACAUUCAGCUCAACAACGUCUGGAUCGAAAACAUCUCCCGUAGCAAGGCUAUGCACGAGACUAUUGAGGUCAAUGUUUCCUUCGACACUACAUUCGAAGACAUCGAACUUCUGCGUCUCGAGAUGGAGAAGUUUGUUCGUUCGCCCGAGAAUGCUCGCGACUUCCAGCCCGAUCUCAGCGUUAGCGUCGGAGGUGUCGGUAAUCUCGACAAGCUCCAGCUCUUUGUCACUAUCGCUCAUAAGUCCAACUGGCACAACGAUUCCGUCCGCGCCUCCCGCCGUUCUAAGUUCAUGUGUGCUCUGGCUUUGUCCCUGAAGAAGGUUCCUUUGAUCGCUCCUGGUGGCGGCGGUGAGCCUCUCGGCGGGCCUACCAACCCCUCGUACUCCGUUACUGUCAGCGACGAUUUUGCCAAGAACAGCCGUGAUGAAGCUGCCAAGGCUACUGAUGAAUCUCGCAUGGUGCCGACCACAAAACAGGACCACUCUGAGGAGAGCCAUAUCCAGGCAGCUGAGAACAUUAACUCGCGUCCUCCUGCUGCCGGCGUUGGUGUUUGGGACAAUAGUGAUAACCAUACACUAGGCUCACAUGAUGAUGAAAUUCACCGCAACCGGGAGAUCGAAACCCUAAGAACCGAUCUCAAGCGUGAGAGCACUCGAGGACGCCGCAAGGCUGGUGAAGCUAUUCCCUCACUUUCACUAGAGACAGCUCCUCGUGCCAGCAUCUCGUUGACGCAGGCCAGCCCUCGCAGCGCUCGCCAUGGUCACUUCGAUGAAGAGGCCGAGACUGGCCUGGGCGCAACACCAUACUCCAAUCUUUCUGCCGGCCCCUCUCAGGGCUCUCAGGGUUACCAGCCAUAUGCUGGUUCUAGCGGCCAGUACAACGUUGCCCACCCUCUGCAAAGGCCUGGUCAGGGACCGCCUCAGGGACCACCUCCAUCAAACCCACCGCCUCCUCCUCAGCGCUAG